Camelina sativa (false flax) is the source of this 347-nucleotide messenger RNA. Lineage: Eukaryota; Viridiplantae; Streptophyta; Magnoliopsida; Brassicales; Brassicaceae. The record is from RefSeq and is a predicted model, not a curated record.
AUAUAUUUCUCAAAACAUCAAUGAAAACUCUAUUAGGCAUAAUUCAAGUACAAGGAAUUAAGCAUUUGGAUUGUAAAGAGCGAGUUGGCAGGCUUGCGCCGCAUAGGACCUGUAAUAAACCUGAUGGUGCCAUAUUGUGUGACCGAAAUUGCGUAAAAGAAGGUUAUAACACAGGAAAAUGUGUAAUGAAAGGAACAAGCAAAAAUUGCAUCUGCACCAUGUAAGGGAACAAGCAAAAUUUGCACAUGCACCGCUAAAGACUUCCAUGCUCUCAAAUACUAAAGGUCUCAUCGAAAAUGGAAAUCGGUGCUUCGUUUUUUUGUGUGUGUUUUCUUUGCUGUUUUAAU